Sphaerulina musiva SO2202 is the source of this 2148-nucleotide messenger RNA. RefSeq names its product ribulokinase. Gene Ontology annotation, molecular function: kinase activity; phosphotransferase activity, alcohol group as acceptor. NCBI's taxonomy places the organism in Eukaryota, Fungi, Ascomycota, Dothideomycetes, Mycosphaerellales, Mycosphaerellaceae. Gene Ontology annotation, biological process: carbohydrate metabolic process. The transcript is spliced from 3 exons. The record is from RefSeq and is a predicted model, not a curated record. The coding region runs from base 198 to 2048 and encodes 616 amino acids.
GCCUUACCUACCCUACCUUAGUCCGCUCGCAAUCACAAUCAUCACCCACACACCGCCCAUUGCACCUCAAAUUGCAGUCACAUUGCAAUAUUACGGGCACGCACCCCCUCGAUAAACUUAGCCAUCGACAGGAUUCAUAGGCAGGGAAACCCUCAUCACCACCAUCUCACCAGAAGACAGCAACAAAAGCAGCCAUCAUGUCGCAAACCGCCGGUCUUCCAUACCGCAACCCUUCGCGGCAGCAGUCCAGACAGAUGUCCGUCGACCCUCACAAUGAGCUCCGUCCAGAGCUCAAUCACUACAUCGGUAUCGAUGUUGGUACCGGCAGUGCGCGAGCAUGUAUCAUGAACGACAGAGGUGACAUUGUCGGUCUGGCGAGCGAGAAUAUUGGCCUGUGGCAGCCAGAGACCGGUUUCUACGAACAAUCGACCACCAACAUCUGGAAAUGCAUUUGCAACUCGAUUCAGCGUGCCAUGUCCCAGCACAACAUCGACCCCAACACCAUCCGCGGCAUUGGCUUCGAUGCCACUUGCUCCCUCACUGUCUUCGACCGCGAGACCGACCAGCCAGUCUCCGUGACGGGCCCCAAGUUCGACAAUGCUGAUGGUAACGACCGCAACGUCAUUCUCUGGCUCGAUCACAGACCAGUCGAGGAGACGAAGAAGAUCAACGCCACCAACCACAACCUCCUGAGAUACGUGGGUGGACAGAUGAGCAUUGAGAUGGAAAUUCCCAAGGUCCUGUGGCUGAAGAACAAUAUGCCAAAAGAGCUAUUCGAUCGUUGCAAGUUCUACGAUCUGGGAGACGCUCUCACACACAUGGCCACGGGCAGCGAGUCACGCAGCUUCUGCUCCGUCGUCUGCAAGCAGGGAUACGUGCCAGUGGGCGUUGACGGCAGCGUCAAGGGCUGGCAGGAGGACUUCCUUACAGAGAUCGGCCUCGCCGACCUCUGCGAGGACAACUUCAAGCGGAUGGGAGGUGUCAACGGGGUGAAUGGCCACUACUUGACUGCUGGAGAGCUCAUCGGCACCCUGUCCGAAAAGGCAGGCGCAGAAAUGGGUCUCCCAGCAGGCAUUGCUAUCGGCAGCGGUGUCAUUGAUGCCUACGCUGGUUGGAUCGGUACAGUCGGCGCCAAGGUGAACUUGAGGGGAGACAGCAUCGACGCUGGCAAGCCGAAGAACGAUGUCUCUCAAGCAUUCACUCGUCUUGCUGCCGUUGCGGGUACCUCGACUUGCCACCUGGCCAUGUCCGAGAAGCCAGUCUUCGUCAAUGGUGUGUGGGGACCAUACCGUGAUGUCCUCAUUCCAAACUACUGGUUGGCCGAAGGUGGUCAAUCAGCUACCGGCGAGCUGCUCAAGCACGUGGUUGAGACGCACCCCGCGUUCCAGGAAGCUAUGUCGCUCGCUGAGUCAUUCAAUACGAAUAUCUACGACUACCUGAACGAGCACCUGUCUGAGAUGCAGGAAAAGACGAGGGCCCCUGCGAUUUCGUACCUCGGCCGCCACUUCUUCUUCUACGGCGACCUGUUUGGCAACCGCUCUCCAGUCGCGGACCCAGACAUGAAGGGCUCCAUCAUUGGUCUCUCCAACGACAAGAGCAUUGAUGGUCUCGCCCUCUACUACUACGGCACCAUGGAGUUCAUCGCUCUACAGACACACCAGAUCAUCGAGCAGAUGAACUCGGCGGGUCACAUCAUCUCUUCGAUCUUCAUGUCUGGCUCGCAGUGCCAGAACCCAGUGCUCAUGUCGCUGAUGGCGACCGCCUGCAACAUGCCCGUCUUGAUCCCACGAUACGUCCACGCCGCCGUCGUACACGGUGCAGCCAUGCUCGGUGCCAAAGCAGCUUCGACCGACAAGAAUGGAGUCAGCGAGCCACUAUGGGACAUCAUGGACAGAAUGAGCAAACCUGGAAAGGCUGUCUACCCUAACAAAGAUGUGGGCGAGCAGAAGUUGCUCCAGGCCAAGUACAAGGUCUUCCUGAAGCAGUGUGAGGAGCAGCGAUCGCACCGCCAGGACAUUGACGACGCCAUCUCUGGCUGGAAGUCUUGAGCGAAAAGAUGAAUAUGCGGAUGCAACCAUGAGGACAAAAGAAAGGCGCAUUGUGCAUUAGACAUAGAAGUCGACAACCAGCUGACAUGAUUACUCUCCC